UUUUGCUCUUGUAGGUGGCCUUAGCCAUACUGUGUGGGAGAAUUCAUGGAGAGCAGAAAAGAAGAACUUUGGAAAAUGAAACCUCGGGGAACUCCAGAAGAAGAUGACUAUCUGAACAAGGACGCAGGCGAGAGCCGCACGCCGGGAAGACCUGGGCUCCCGCGCAUGCACCAAGCAGCCCCCGCACAGGACGUGGACUAUCCCCCAGAACUGCAGCACACGCAGGCGCUCUUUCCAAAAUGGCGCUUGCCCCUUAAGAUAGCUGCUCUUACCUCAUCGCUGACCUUCCUGUACACUCUGCUGAGGGAAAUAAUCCACCCUCUAGUCACUUCCCAUCAACAGUAUUUUUACAAAAUUCCAGUCCUGGUCAUCAACAAGGUCCUGCCAAUGGUCUCCAUCACCCUCUUGGCUCUGGUGUAUCUGCCGGGGGUGACAGCAGCCGUGGUCCAACUUCGCAAUGGAACCAAGUAUAAGAAAUUUCCACCUUGGCUGGACAGGUGGAUGUUGGCAAGAAAGCAGCUUGGGCUUCUGAGUUUCCUUUUCGGCGUACUGCAUGCGCUGUACAGCUUAUCCUAUCCCAUGAGACGCUCCUACAGAUACAAGCUGCUCAACUGGGCGUACCAACAGGUCCAGCAAAACAGAGAGGAUGCUUGGAUUGAGCAUGACGUCUGGAGAAUGGAGAUUUACGUGUCUCUGGGUAUUGUGGGACUUGCCAUCCUGGCACUUUUAGCUGUGACCUCUAUUCCAUCUGUGAGUGACUCUCUGACCUGGAGAGAGUUUCACUGUAUUCAGAGCAAACUAGGAAUUGUUUCCCUGCUACUGGGCACAAUACACGCGUUGGUUUUUGCCUGGAACAAAUGGAUAGAUGUGAAGCAGUUUGUGUGGUAUACGCCCCCGACCUUUAUGAUAGCUGUCUUGCUCCCCAUCGCUGUGCUGACAGCUAAAGGCAUACUCUCCCUGCCGUGCUUGAGGAAGAGGAUACUGAAGAUCAGACGUGGCUGGGAAGAUGUCACCAAAGUGAAGAGAACCGAGACGUCUUCCCAGCUGUAGAAUUACUGUUUACACACAAUUCUGUUCCAUAGUUAUAUAUUCCAUCAUAAAUAUUUCAAAGUUGUCUUUAUAAAUAAAAUGAUCAU
Ochotona curzoniae (black-lipped pika) is the source of this 1136-nucleotide messenger RNA. RefSeq names its product STEAP family member 1 (gene STEAP1). Lineage: Eukaryota; Metazoa; Chordata; Mammalia; Lagomorpha; Ochotonidae. Gene Ontology annotation, cellular component: endosome; plasma membrane. The record is from RefSeq and is a predicted model, not a curated record. The coding region runs from base 46 to 1050 and encodes 334 amino acids. The transcript is spliced from 4 exons.